AUGGAGCGUGUUGGACUUCUGGCAAUCUUUAGGUUCGGAACUCCAGCAUGCAAAGGAAUGGGGGACGGAUACUUUCUUAAAUCCACAAACGUUCCUGGUUCUGUGGUAGGCGUUGUUGGUAACCCAAAUGGCGACUACACUUGUUGGGAAAGACCUGAAGACAUGGACACUCCUCGAACGUCCUACAUAAUAACAAAACAAAAUCCAGGCUCUGAAGUCUCGGCCGAAACUGCAGCCGCCCUUGCAGCUUCUUCCAUGGUGUUUAGAGGUUCGGACAACAGGUACUCGGCUUUGCUUCUUAACCGAGCCAUAGAGGUUUUCGAGUUUGCAGACAAGUAUAGAGGAUCUUAUAACAAUAGCAUUCCCAAUGGAGCGUGCCCGUUUUAUUGCGACUACAAUGGAUACAUGGAUGAGUUGGUUUGGGGAGCUACGUGGUUGUACAAGGCAACUAAGAGACCUUACUACUGGGGCUAUGUCAAACACAACAUACAUAAUUUAGGUCGCGACGUUACUCAGUUUGGAUGGGAUGUAAAGAAUGUUGGCAUUCACGUACUCUCUUCUUAA
Molecule: messenger RNA, 564 nt
Organism: Rosa chinensis
Lineage: Eukaryota; Viridiplantae; Streptophyta; Magnoliopsida; Rosales; Rosaceae
Product: endoglucanase 17
Exons: 1
Coding region: 1-564 (187 amino acids)
Biological process (GO): carbohydrate metabolic process
Molecular function (GO): hydrolase activity, hydrolyzing O-glycosyl compounds
Source: RefSeq, a predicted model, not a curated record